This is a messenger RNA of Rhododendron vialii, 3524 nucleotides long. RefSeq lists its product as uncharacterized. Gene Ontology annotation, biological process: regulation of gene expression. Lineage: Eukaryota; Viridiplantae; Streptophyta; Magnoliopsida; Ericales; Ericaceae. The coding region runs from base 142 to 3060 and encodes 972 amino acids. The record is from RefSeq and is a predicted model, not a curated record. The transcript has 3 exons. Gene Ontology annotation, molecular function: RNA nuclease activity. Gene Ontology annotation, cellular component: peroxisome.
GGGUUUUAGGUUUUAGCUCCUCCUACUAUCGCUCCCCCUCACCCGUGCCACGCGAACAUAUCACCUAUGAAAUGACAGAACCCAUUUCCCAUUCCCUCCCCAAAACCCUAAACCCUAAAACCCUCAUCUCUCCCUCCCACCAUGAAACCCCUCUCCCCAAAACUCAUCUUCCUCUUCUCCUCGCGCUCUCUCUCCACCACCCCCGCCCUCCCAAUCUCUCGCUUCUCCACUUCGUCGUCGCCGCCGCCCUCGUUCCCGGCCCGGCGGCACGAGGAGGAGAGCCGGGGCGUUAGGGUUUCGGUGUGGUGGGAUUUCGAGAACUGCCAGCUGCCCGCCGGAGCGAACGUGUUCAAGGUGGGCCAGAGCAUUGCUGCUGCAGUCAGGGCGAAUGGGAUCAAGGGACCCGUUCAGAUCACCGCGUUUGGUGAUAUGCUGCAGUUGUCCAGGUCGAGCCAGGAGGCGCUUUCGGCUACGGGGAUCAAUCUAACCCACAUUCCCCAUGGUGGAAAGAACAGCGCUGAUAGAUCUCUUCUUGUAGAUCUUAUGUAUUGGGUUUCUCAAAACCCUCCACCAGCGCAUCUUUUCUUAAUCUCUGGUGACAGGGAUUUUGCUGGCGCUUUACACCGAUUAAGAUUGAACAAUUACAAUAUCUUGCUUGCUAGUCCAGAAACUGCUCCUAGUGUUCUCUGCAGUGCUGCAAGUAUUUUGUGGCAUUGGAAUGCUUUGGUGAAAGGGGAAAAUCUUACUGGAAAGUAUUAUAACCAACCCCCAGAUGGUCCCUAUGGUUCUUGGUAUGGCCAUUAUCGGGUGCCACUGGAGGAUCCGUUCGCUGUUACAGAGCAACCUGCUUGUUCCCGGGCUGAGGAGGUUUCUGAGUUGAAUUCAGAUCUUAAGCUUCGUCCUGUUCCAAAAGCAGUUGUGAAGCUGAUCCGUCAUAUCUUGAAGUCGAAUCCCAAAGGGAUUUCCAUUUCUGAACUUGGUUCGGAGUUAAAAAGGAGUAAUUUGGGCAUAGAAAAAGACUUGUAUGGAUAUAAAAAGUUUUCCCGUUUUCUUGUGUCAAUGCCACACAUUUUGAAGCUGGAAUCUGGGAACGAUGGCCAGCAUCUUGUGAUUGGUGUUGCACCAAAAGUUCCAGAACAAGAUGAGUCUAUUCCAGGCUUAAUAGCUACAGGAUCUGGAACUAACGCUGAAGGGCCACUUAUUGCAACAUCUCCAAAAGUAAAUGGCAAGGACAGCUCUGGUACUAAAUGCACAGAUGGGAAUCAAAUGUUGCCACCGACCCCUGAGGUAAAUGCCAAAGAGCCUUCAAAAAAAUCGGAAGAGUCACAAAUGAAAGUGCCAAAGACGCCGCCACUUGCUGAGAGGGGGAAUAAUGCGAACGAAAGUGAUAACCAUUUGCAUUCUUCUGAAGGAUAUAAUUCCAAACCUGAAGUGGGAUUUUUCAAAAUGAUGUGGCGGAAAUGGUUUGCUGGUGCAGAUGCUGGUUCUGAGAAUACAAGUUCUGGCAUUCAAGAGAAAAGAACUUCUGGUGAGAGCACUGAGAAACCUCAGACUGAGGAAAAGAGUGUAAAAUCAACAUGUCAGACUACUGAUCCGGUAGGUCCUGCUUCAUUUUCUUCAUCCCAUAAAGAAGCAGUUAUGGAUGACAAACUUGUUGGGGGUGAUGAAGCCCAGGGUGAAUUGUCUAGCAGAGAUCCCCAUUUCUUUAAGCAGAUAAUUAGUUGGUGUAAGUUUUGGAGAAAGAGCCCAGAAUCUGAAAGUUCUAGUAAACAAUCUAGUGAAAAUUUAAACCAGGUAACCAUUGAUUCUGGAAAGCAUGAAGUAUUCUUGAAGGAAUCUUUCUGGAAAGAAAUGGAAGCAUAUAUAGAUACACCUCCCAAUGGUUCAGUCCUUGUCUUGCAAUCAAAGAGCAGGGAACAGAUGGCUCAGAAUCUGCAAAAGCAUGGCCCUUUGGCUCUCAGAUCUCUUACUCAAUGUGAUCUUCUUCACCUAGUUGACUUGUUGAUCUCGGAAAAGAGAUGGGUGGAAGAAUGCCCCUCCCAAACUUAUCCUUUCAAACUCAAUCGACCUUGCGGAAACAGUUCGACUUCAACCAAUCCCCCCAAUUCCAACGGGUUGCGGUCCAUCUUUUUAAGGACAUCACAAUCUCCUCAACAAAGAAUUCCAGAACAUGAGAGAGAGAUAAGGCACCAAAAUCCUCGUCAAGUGGAAGUUUCUCCACUGUUUUUUAACAAGAAACCCCAUUGCAAAUCCAGAAAUGAUAUAUUAGCGGAUUGUCAUAAACUUGUGGAUGAACUUGUGGUGGAAAACCCUGAAGGGUUUAACAUGGGUUCCUUUAGGAAACAGUUUCUUGACCGAUAUGGCUAUCCUCUGGAUAUACAAAAGCUUGGGUACCAAAAACUGGCCACUCUGAUACAAAUAAUGCCCGGGGUGAAGAUAGAAUCUUCUCAUAUUGUGCCUUGUAAUGUUGCAAAGAGAUCUCGGCUAGAAACUCCAGUUCAAAGUGCUUUGGCAAAUCAUGUUAGCGGUCCAAUAUCAGAUUCAGAUGGGGAAAUAUACGAUGCAUCAAGUGAGUCUCCAUGGGCAGAACUUGGGCCUGUUGCCAAAAUGGGACCCACACGAAAUGUAAAAGACUUGGGCUCAAAAAGUAGUGGGCCAAAACAUGAUUAUGAAACAUUGUCAGAUGAUUACCUGUCAGAUUCGGACGAAGACACCUCAUUGAUAGAAUCAGAAACGAAGCCUAAGAAAGACGAUGAAGAUAGCUCAUUGUUACGGAUUCUUGACUCGUGGUAUAGUUCUGAGGAGGAAGCCAAUAGAAAGGAGGGGAGGGAUAGUGUGGACGGCAUGGUGGAUUGUUCGCAAAAUGUGCUGGACCCUUCUGAUUCUUCUGGAGCUGGCAGCAAAGUUGAAAAUCCGGUGGCAAACUGCGGAUGGAAACCAAGAAGUGUUAAGAGCUAUUCUUUUGUUACGGAUCCAGCUGGGGAUAAUAACAAGGACAAGUUGAUUGAUGGUAUAUUGACUAGCUUGAAGAAGUCAGGUGAGUCGAGAAUCCAGGUGUAAGAGGUUCAUCAAGGAAAGAGGGAGGAAAUGAAGCAUUCCUAUCUCAGGAAAUGGAGCAUGAAAGAGCUAUUUUGCCGAUCAAAAAAAUAAAAAUAAAAGGAACAUGAAAGAGCUAUUUUGCCGAUCAAAAAAAUAAAAAUAAAAGGAACAUGAAAGAGCUAUAAUAUGAACUGGAAUAGUGGCAGUUAUAAUUAGGAGUGAUCCUGCAAAUAGGCGAGGACACAAUGCAGAUGUGAUGCCCCGAGUAUUAUAGAAGUUGAAUUUAUUUUUUGGCCUUCGGUUGAAUUAUCCUAGCAGGUUUAUUCGUCAGAGUAGCAGUUUGUUUCGUGUACAAAUCGCGCUGGUAGGGUAGGUCUUGAUCUUCAUACGAGGUGAUUGAAUUAGUUGAACAAGGUUAAUUUUCCUCGUGGUGUUAUAUAUAUGUGCUGAAGGCGAAUGCAUUCUGAAGUGGCAUCAGUUACCAC